UAAUCAAGUAUCGCACAUCACUAAAAUAGUGCAAAGUGAGUUCUUAAAAGUGAUAAAAUUAUACUGAUAAAAAAAUCAGUUUUAGGUAUAUUUCAGCUGUAUAGCUAUAAAAAGUGAAAACUAUAUUUUGUAAUGUAACACAUAGUAAUUGUACAGAGCGUUUAUUUGCUGGAAAUACACAUAAUUGUAUGUAUGAAUGCCAGUGUAGUAGAUAUUCGCGUAUAUAUUUUCUUAUACGAUACAUAAAAUUGGACAAUGUCAGUAAUAACUCCUAUAUAAAUGGAAAAAGUGUUUUGCAAUGUGCAUAUUACAUGCGCGAAAGUGAAAAUAUAAACCGUAUGUUGAUUUUUUCGAUGGGAUAUACUCGAAACUUGCCCGAGGGUGAAAUUUUGCAUACCACGCCUAGAUUUUCAGCAUUUGUGCAAAAAAACCGUAUUCUUGGGAGUCGUACUCUAAAUUUAUAAAUAUAUAUAAUUUUUUUAAGUGCGUGAAAAUAUAUUGUUCGAUAGCGAAUUGAUUUAAUGAAUGUGGCAUCUUUUUCUAAAACUACAUAUUUUAGUUUUGUUAUUAGGUAUAGUUGGACCAGCGUUGCCGUUUCUUGCAUAAAAAGUCUAUUUUACAUAUAACUUCUCAGCCUUAUAAAAAGUCUUUUAACUAAUGGCUCUAUGUACAUAUUCAAAGCAUAUUUAUUGUUCAAUCGACCAACAGAAACGCAAUAGGUUGGGAACUGCACGCACAUUAUUGUACACAAAACUUAACAAAAGAGAGUUCAAAAUAAGUAACGCAUAAAAGCACAAAUUUUUGGAAAUAUAUCACUAAAAUAAAACAGUAAAGCGACGCACAUAUCUUAAAGGCGCUUCUUGAUCUUUGAGCUAAUUAGACUGGCUCAAAACGGAGGUAAUAGGGAGGCGGAGUCUCCCGACGGGGCGCAAGAGAACAGAGCAGCGUGUUGGUGGACACCUUGGACGGCAAUGGGUUGCUUCGGGUCACCCAGUUCCAAACAAACGGAUGUAAAUUCAGAAGACUCCAAAAGUCAAAAGCGUCGCAGUGAUGCAAUAUCAAAGCAGCUACAAAAGGAUAAGCAACUAUAUCGUGCUACCCAUCGACUACUAUUGCUAGGAGCUGGUGAGUCGGGCAAAUCGACUAUUGUCAAGCAAAUGCGCAUAUUGCAUGUUGAUGGAUUUUCCGAGCCAGAGAAAAAGCAAAAAGUCGAUGAUAUUAAGAAAAAUAUACGCGAUGCAAUCCUGACAAUUACUGGUGCAAUGAGCACACUAAAUCCACCUGUAUCAUUAGAAAAGAAGGAUAAUGAGGCAAGGGUUGAAUACAUCCAGGAUUACGCUUCCAGUCCCGAUUUUAACUAUCCUCCGGAAUUUUAUGAGCAUACAGAGGAACUAUGGAAAGAUCGAGGAGUAUUGCAAACAUUUGAAAGAUCAAAUGAAUAUCAACUGAUUGACUGCGCAAAAUAUUUUUUGGAUCGAGUAAGCAUAAUAAAGAAACCAGAUUAUACACCAAGCGAGCAAGAUAUUUUAAGAUGCCGUGUCUUGACUUCAGGCAUUUUCGAAACACGAUUUCAAGUAGACAAAGUUAAUUUUCACAUGUUCGAUGUUGGAGGCCAACGUGAUGAGCGGCGUAAAUGGAUUCAAUGUUUCAAUGAUGUUACAGCUAUAAUUUUUGUAACUGCAUGUUCCAGCUACAAUAUGGUAUUGCGGGAGGAUCCCACGCAAAACCGUCUCCGUGAAUCAUUGGACUUGUUCAAAAGCAUUUGGAAUAACAGAUGGCUACGCACAAUUUCUGUAAUUUUAUUUUUAAAUAAGCAAGAUUUAUUAGCUGAAAAAAUUAAAGCUGGAAAGAGUAAACUGUCGGAGUACUUUUCCGAGUUUAACAAGUAUCAAACACCAAGUGAUGCUAUAACAGAAUCUGGUGAUGACCCAGAAGUGAUCAGAGCAAAAUAUUUCAUACGAGAUGAAUUUUUGCGUAUUUCAACUGCUAGUGGCGAUGGCAAACACUACUGUUAUCCGCACUUUACAUGUGCAGUUGAUACGGAAAAUAUCAAAAGAGUGUUUAAUGAUUGUCGAGAUAUAAUUCAAAGAAUGCAUCUUCGCCAAUAUGAGUUGUUAUAGGUUUAUUUUUAGUGUCAGUGGAAAUAAAAAUAUGCAAAUAAAAAACAAAAUUCUUUAAGAACAAUUAAAUAAAAAUACCAUGUUUGAUCAAAGACAGAUAUACAUUUUUUUUAUUUCUAAAAGCAAUGCAUCGACCAAAAUAAAAAAAGUGUUAUUCUAACCCAAAAAGUAGUACCAACAGGUUCUAAACCAAACAAUGUUUAUAGUGUUGCACGCCGCGUUAAAAAAUGACCUCGAAAUUUUUUUAUCUUCACAUUCUAAUAAUUCUAACGCUGCUCCAAUUGAUUACUGCCAAUGAAGAUGAAAGUCCAAUAAAAUUGGAAGUGGUUCGGAGUGCACGUACUUGCCGUCGUUGCGUUGGGAAACUUCAGUCGACAGGCCUUAUUAAACAGUUGAAGACCUUGAGAAUUAAUAGGCGUUGGGAAAAUGAAAAAGAGUUUCGCAAGGGUAUACGCUUUAAAUAUUAUCGUGAUGGUGAAAAGGUUUACGAAAGCGCCAGCGAUGAUCCCAAAGCUCUGUCCAAAUCUGGCUGUUCGCCGGAUGAUAAAUUUGCAUUUAUAUUACAUGGCUGGCGGCAAAGUUGCGAAACCGAAUGGGUGCUCACCCUCAUUGAACGCCUUACAUAUCACCGUGGCGGUUGCAUUGUGUGCAUAGACUAUGAAGUCUUCGCCAAGGACUCUUAUAUGUGGUUAUACAGAAGCUUUCGCCGCAUUUCCAAUAUAAUUACAAAACGAAUGUUGCUUCUAAUUAACGAAGGCUUCGAUCCCGAUAAUGGUUAUAUGUUCGGUUUUAGUUUCGGCGGGCAGCUGGCGUCGGCCAUCGGGCGUAGUUUGAGUGAACGAUAUCUCUUUCGCAGCAUUGAUACUUGUGACAUGGCUGGUCCCGGUUUUGAUGUCUUCAUCCACAUCGAUCAUCGUGAGGCCGCCCGUCACGUACAGUGCUUGCACUCUAGUCGUGAUAAGGGCACACAGAUCUACACUUGCCAUCAGAAUGUUCGUUUGGGUAGCUGCGGUCACUAUCAACCGGCUGCCUCCAGUCAACCCUAUUAUAGCAGUCACGGCUUAUGCGUACAAAUAUAUAUAAAUGCCUUCGAUUAUCCCUUCUAUGCGAUGCAAUACGAACCGACAUGGUGUGCUUCAAAGCGGGCCGCUAUAAAUAUACCGUAUAAAUACACGAUUGGCUACAAUGAGACGCCUGAUUCUAAUAUUAGCGGUGAAAUUUUUGUGCCAACUAGUCUACAUUUUCCAUAUAAUUUUUCGGAAAAAGAGAUGCUCAUGUUGGGAUUCUUCGAUGAAAAUACGGAUAUAUAAGCACAAUAGCACUUGAAUAAUCACUAGAAACAGUAAAAAUGAGCAUCAUCACUAAAAUCCCGGUGGCACAGAAUCUAAGUAAUAGCUUGCAAUUGCCCGUCCGCCUUGCAUACAAAUAAAUAUGCAUUUAAUACACAGACAGUCAAACUGUCAGAAAGAAGAUUUUAACUGCACAUUUACUAAUAAAAUUACUCAUGCAUUUAAAACAAUGAAUUAAAGCAACACUAACUUUUUAUGAAAAUAAUUUUUUUAUAAAUAAAAUUUAAUAAAUUCGUAUUGAGGUUUUUUAAUUUAGUGCAAACAAAAAAUAUUCGUGAUUAAAUUUAUAGUGGUAGUGAAUUAGUGGCAAAUCGUGAUGCAUUUCCAUUUCAACACCCUGUUGACCACAGGACAUGGAGCACCUAUGUGACAAAGUCACUACUCCACCAUAAAGCGACUGUGGUGCAGUUAUUCACAGUACGCUAUUCCAAAGGUUGGAGGUUCGAGACCGGCUUGAAGCUUGGAGCAAUGAAGUUAAUAUAUUGUACCUAUAUAGUAAUAUAUAUAUAUUUGGAUGAAAGUACAAAUAAUUUCACAAAGAUAAAUAACAAGAAGAAUAUGUGUAAAUAUAAACAAAAUAACAACAAUGACAUAUGACAUAUGCGUACAAUUGUUUAUGUAUAGAAAUACAGAAGAUAAUAUAAUAUCAAUAUACGAAAAAGAAGGAACACAAAAAAAAAA
Molecule: messenger RNA, 4150 nt
Organism: Bactrocera oleae (olive fruit fly)
Lineage: Eukaryota; Metazoa; Arthropoda; Insecta; Diptera; Tephritidae
Source: RefSeq, a predicted model, not a curated record